UGUGUGUGUUAUUUACAUUGUGGUGUCGGGGCAGCAGCUCGCACGUGUUCGCUGCCUCUCGUCUUUGUCUCGCUCCGCAGCUCCACCGGUGCUGCUAUGGGCCCUGCCGACGGGGAGAGAGGAGCUGGCUGCAGCCUCUGCCGUUUCCACACAUUGCAGGAGGAGCCUCAGCCUAUUUCGUGCCCGUCUAAGGAGGCACAAUGACCGGAUUCCAGUAGCCGAUGCCCAGCGACGUCUGCCCACUUGGAAGAUGCUGGGAUGAUGCUUGAGUUUUGAGUCUUUCCAUUUGGGCGAUUAUCUUAUGGAUAAUGCAAAAAAGGGCUUUUAAAUGUCUUUAUGUUUCAACCUGAUUUGGAAACCCUCCAUCCCACCAGGAGAUCCAUGACCCGGUUUUUGUUGCACCGUUGUCAUCAUGUCCCCAGCAUCGGCUGCAACCGCCAGUGAAAGCAGCAUCACCAGCGUCCCCGAGGAGGAGCCGGACAGUCCGCCAGAGGAGCAGCGGCCCCAGAAGCAGUCCUUGACUAAAUCCUUGUGUCAGGAAACUCAUUGGAAAUGCCUGCUGCUGUCCCUGCUGAUGUACGGCUGCGUGGGGGUGAUGGCCUGGUGCCAGGUGACCAAGGUCACGCGCCUCUCCUUCGACAGCGCUUACAAGGGAAAGUCUAUGAUGUACCACGACAGUCCCUGCUCCAACGGCUACAUCUACAUCCCUUUGGCCUUCCUGGUCAUGCUCUACGUGGUCUACCUGGUGGAGUGUUGGCACUGCUACACCAGGAAUGAGCUACAGUACAAGGUGGAUGUUGACAGUGUGGCGGAGCGCAUCCAGCGAAUGCAGCAGGCCACACCCUGCAUCUGGUGGAAGGCCAUCAGCUACCACUAUAUCAGGAGGACGCGGCAGGUGACACGCUACCGUAAUGGAGAUGCCUACACCACUACGCAGGUCUACCAUGAGCGAGUCAACACCCACGUGGCUGAGGCGGAGUUUGAUUACGGGAACUGCGGGGUGAAGGACAUCGCCAAGAUCCUGUUGGGUCUGGAGGACUUCCCCAUCACCAGGCUGAGGUUCACUAAGUGCUUUAGCUUUGCCAAUGUGGAGUCAGAGAACUCUUACCUGACCCAGCGGGCCAGGUUCUUCACAGAGAAUGAGGGCCUGGAUGACUACAUGGAGGCACGCGAGGGGAUGCACCUGAAGAAUGUCGACUUUAAGGAGCAUAUGAUUGCCUUUUCUGACCCUAACAACCUUCCCUGGUACGCAGCCAACUCCUCUUUCUGGGUGGCAGCUGCUUUCACCCUCUCCUGGCCUCUGCGUGUGCUGACAGAGUACCACACCGCUUGUGUGCACUACCAUGUUGAAAAGCUGUUUGGCUUCGAUUACGUGCCAGUAACGCCGUCUGAGGAGCGGCCGAAUUGCAGACACAUUCCAAGGGUCAAUACCAUCGACAGCACGGAGUUGGAGUGGCACAUCCGCUCCAACCAGCAGCUGGUGCCCAGCUACUCGGAGGCUGUUCUCAUGGAUCUGGCUCAGCUCUCAGGGAGCUGCAACAACUACUCCGUAUGUGGAGGCUAUGGUAGCUACAGGCAGAACUGUGAACGCUGCCACCGUACCAUCAGCAGCUCCUCCAUCUUCUCUCGCAGCGCCCUCAGCAUCUGCAACACCGGGAGCCCCCGCAUCCCCUUCAGCGCCAGCCGCUUCUCUUUGGGUCGGUUGUACGGCUCCAGGCGGAGCUGCCCGUGGAGGAGCAGCGGGAGCCUGAACGAGCGCUCCUGCCCCACAGAGAGCACGCACUGUUUGUCAGGUCAGCAGGCGAGUGAGGAGAACCCUCCGGCCUAUCAGGACGCUCUGUGCUUCCCAGUGCUCAUUGUGCACCGCAACGAAGGAUGCCUCAACCACGACCACCGCUCCCUGCACAGAAACGGCUCUUGUGUGGAGACUUCUCUAUGACCCGCAGCCGCCAGACUUAUCUGAGCAUGGGAUACAUUGAUACAGGAACAGAGUGAGGGAACUCUGAACACCAGGGCUUGGAUAACAUUAACUUCUGCUUCUCCCUUUUACAACAGAGGUAACUGAGUCACCUACAAUUUACUACAAUCAAGGAUUUGUUCAAGUUUCUGAAGAUACUGUAGUCCGGAAACAGGAUAUCUGGGAAUCCCCUUAAAGUACAGUCAAAAAGUCAGGGAAAAAGUUGACGCUAUCGAUGAGAGACUGUUGUUUAAAUACAAUGCGGCUUUAAAGGACCAAAUUGCCAAAAUGUCACGUACUGUCCUACAGCGUCCAUAAGGACAAGAGUCAAAUAACCAAGGAAUACCAAGGGGAGUCCCGUCCUACUAAAUGCCAUAUUUGUAGAUCUUAGUCACAGACAGGACACUUUCUAAUUUGUUUUUGCCUGAUAUAGGUUUUGACUCAGCGUUGACCUUAGACAUUGCCAAGAAAUGAAAGGGAUACAAUAAUAAAUGGAUGUCUCAGUGAGAAAAGAAGAAAUAUUGAGGAAAAUCAUUGACUCACACAUUAUGUGAGUCAUGGGAUUUGGGUGAAUUAUGAGAGAAAUUGCAAAGAUAUCAGCCUCCAUGUCAAAUCAUAAUU
Messenger RNA from Anoplopoma fimbria (sablefish), 2578 nucleotides. It is a transcript of the gene tmem151ba, whose product is annotated as transmembrane protein 151Ba. NCBI's taxonomy places the organism in Eukaryota, Metazoa, Chordata, Actinopteri, Perciformes, Anoplopomatidae. Bases 413 to 1939 code for a protein of 508 amino acids. The record is from RefSeq and is a predicted model, not a curated record. The transcript is spliced from 2 exons.